AUGGAAGCAUAUUCACUGAGUGUGCAACAUGAGCAAACUACAUUGCAGAUUCUUCAAGCAAAACUAGGAGCAGAGGAUCUCCGUACUCAGAGGCUAGAGCAGCAGGAAGCUGCAAGAACUGGAGCUCCAAGAUUAGAUGCAACCAUUGCUAGCAAAGGUCAUCUCAGCGUGUCAGAUCUAUUGGAUUACAUUAGUCCUGGCCAGGGUUCAAAGACCAUUGAAGCACAGAGGAAGCGGCGUUCGAAGGUGUUACCAGUAGAUGAUCAAUCUCAAAAAGGACAGCAUGAUGGAAGAAGUAACAACCCCUUGGAUCAUGAUGUUACAGAAAAUCCUGUGACUCUAGUAGAAGUUAACAAGAAAGAAGACGACUCAGAGAGGGUUGCUACUAAAGAACUUGAAGGCGGUAAUAGCACUAAAAAUGAGGAAUCAGUGGAAAUAAAUGAAGAAACUAGCUCUGAUGAAGGGUGGCAGGAAGCGAAUUCGAAAACACGGACGGGGCAUGGUAGUGGCAAGAUGUUCAACCGAAGGCAACCAGGUCUUGCCAAGAUCAAUACAAACUUAGAAUACUUUUCCCCCCGGGACAGCAGUUCCAGGAAAGUAGUUACUUCACAGGGACAAAAAGUGGUAUCUAAGAUUGGUUGUGAAUUUUCUCCUGUAAAGCAACUAAAAGCUGCUAGCUUCAGUUCUUCUGAAAAGUCAACCAAACUCUCAGCUAAAAUGACUGUUGCCGAAGUUUCUCGCACAUCAAAUAUCACUGUUCCCUCUCCUCCUGCCUCUCUUGCUACCAUGGCAAAAGCUGCUAGCUUCAGUUCUUCUGAAAAGUCAACCAAACUCUCAGCUAAAAUGACUCUUGCCGAAGUUUCUCGCACAUCAAAUAUCACUGUUCCCUCUCCUCCUGCCUCUCUU
Nicotiana tabacum (common tobacco) is the source of this 906-nucleotide messenger RNA. Lineage: Eukaryota; Viridiplantae; Streptophyta; Magnoliopsida; Solanales; Solanaceae. The record is from RefSeq and is a predicted model, not a curated record.